Paramisgurnus dabryanus is the source of this 5114-nucleotide messenger RNA. RefSeq names its product E3 ubiquitin/ISG15 ligase TRIM25-like. The record is from RefSeq and is a predicted model, not a curated record. NCBI's taxonomy places the organism in Eukaryota, Metazoa, Chordata, Actinopteri, Cypriniformes, Cobitidae. Gene Ontology annotation, molecular function: protein binding; zinc ion binding.
GUUUCUGUCUGCGUGUAAAGUGAAAUGGCAGAAGCUAAUGUUCAUUUGUCUCAGGAUCAGUUCAUCUGUUCAAUCUGUCUGGAUCUACUGAAGGAUCCUGUGGCCAUUCCUUGUGGACACAGUUACUGUAUGAGCUGUAUUACAGACUGCUGGGAUCAAGAUGAUCAGAAGAGAGACUACAGCUGCCCUCAGUGCAGACAGACCUUCACUUCAAGACCUGUUUUAAAUAAAAACACCAUGCUGGCUGAAGUGGUGGAGAAACUGAAGAAGACAAAACUACAAGCUGCUCGUCCUGAUCAAUGUGAAGCUGGAGAUGUGAAGUGUGACGUCUGUACUGAGAGAAAACACAAAGCUGUCAAGUCCUGUCUGGUGUGUCUGAACUCUUACUGUCAAAAUCAUUUUAAACUUCAUGAAGAACUUCACUCAGGAAAGAGACACAAAGUGACAGACGCCACUGGACGACUUCAGCAGAUGAUCUGCCCUCAACAUGAGAAACCUUUAGAGAUUUACUGUAAAACUGAUCAGCUCUGUAUAUGUUAUCUGUGUAUGGUGGAUGAACACAAUGAACAUAAGACUGUAUCAGCUGCAGCAGAGAGGACUGAGAAACAGAAAGAACUGAAGGAGACACAGAGAAAAUACCAUCAGAGAAUCCAGGAGAGCCAGAAGAAGCUUCAGGAGCUGAGAGAUGCUGUGGAGACUCAUAAGCGCUCUGCACAGACAGCAGUGGACGACACUGAGAGGAUCUUUACUCAACUGUUCCAAACCAUUGAGAGAAGACGAUCUGAGGUGACACAGCUGAUCAGAGAUCAGGAAAAGACUGCAGUGAGUGAAGCUGAAGGACUCUUGAAGCGACUGGAGCAGGAGAUUGAUGAUCUGAGGAGGAGAGACGCUGAGCUGGAGCAGCUUUCACACACAGAUGAUCACAUCCAUUUCCUCCAGAGUUUUCAGUCUCUCUCUGUUCCUCCUGGAUCUUCAGACUCACUCAGCAUCACUGUCAGCUCUCUCAUCUCUUUUGAUGAUGUAGGAAAAUCUGUGUCUCAUCUGAGAGAGAAACUGGAGGAUUUCUGUAGAGAAGAGAUAGAGAAGAUAUUUAAUAGAGUAACUCCUGAGCCCAAGACCAGGGAGCAGUUCCUUAAAUAUUAUCAUCAGGUCAAUCUGGAUCUAAACACAACACAUAAACGUCUCCGUCUGUCUGAGGGGAACAGAGUGAUUACUAAUACUAACACAGAGCAGCCGUAUCCUGAUCAUCCAGACAGAUUUGAUGAUUAUGCUCAGGUGUUGUGUAGUGAGAGUGUGAGUGGACGCUGUUACUGGGAGGUUGAGUGGAGUGGUCAGGUGUGUAUAUCAGUGUCAUAUAAGAGCAUCAGCAGGAAGGGAUGGAGUCAUGACUCUGUGUUUGGACGUAAUGAUCAGUCCUGGAGUUUGUGGUGCUGUAACUCCAGUUGUUCAUUCUGGCACAAUAACAAUCAAACUAAACUCCCUGUAGUGCUCAGAUCUUCUAGAAUAGGAGUUUAUGUGGAUCACAGUUCAGGAUCUCUGUCCUUCUACAGCGUCUCUGACACAAUGACCCUCAUCCACAGAGUCAACACCACAUUCACUCAACCUCUCUAUCCUGGUUUUUUUGUUAGGGGAUCAGUGAAACUGUGUGAUAUAACAAUAUAGAUGAUACAGAGAUUGUCAUAGAAGUUUGAAAUUAAUGAUUAAUCAACAACCAUGAUGUGUCAAGCAUAUUAUUUUUAAUCAUUAUUAUUGAGUAUCCCACUGCAAGUUUCUUGUUCUUGUUCUUGUCAGCAUAAAUGUAUUAUUUAAGCAUUUUGGCAUUUGCCUCUAGGCGGCGAUAAAGUUUAAAGUAAAAGUUUAAAUCCUUGGCGUUAAUCGUUUCAGAGUUUUUAUUUGAAGGAUGCCUUCUUCCAAAAACUUUUGAGAUCUAAAAAGUAAACAUAUUUUAAAUAUAAUAUCAAGGAAAUUAUAAAAUGCCACCUGUGUUCACACAUUCCAUGUGUUCCGUAGUUUAAAACAUUAUUGUGAUAUACACUGUACAGUGAGAAUAUAUUUCUGUCUCAUAGGAAAAUGAAUCAUGGUUUUAAUACAGUAUUGUAACCAUGUUUUUUUGGCAGAUUGAUAACCAUUUUACUCACCAUAGUUUUACUAGAAAAUCAUUGGUUUUUUUAAGUGUUAUUAAGUGAUGUAGAAAAAAUGGCUGUACUUUUUAGUGUAAAAACAAAAUUUUAUUAAAGUUAAUUUUUGCAGUUAAUGAUGCAGUAAUUUGAAUUAAUAAAUACAAUUGUAUCUCUCACGGUAAAGCAUUUUUAGUAAUAUUUUAUCUUAUUGAAUAACAAAGUUCUUAAAUGUUCUGCCAUAAAUCCUAUCAAAUCUCUACCAAACUUUCUGAAAUACCCACUUUUAAACUUAACUUUAGUUUACAUGCAUGCACCUGUCAUUUACUUGAGGAUGCUUCUUGUGAAUCAAAAUUUACAUUUUUCAUUUAAGUGUACUAAACUGUGCUCUUUUGAAACAUCAUUUAUUUUAAUAGGCCUAGACUAAAAUCAAUUAUUUCUUUAUUACUGGUAUUUAGUAUAAUUUUGUAUACAUUUUAGGUGCACUAGGGUACUAGGUAGACUAUACAUUUAAUUAGUAUUUGUAGUGUACAACAUUUACACUUUAAUUUACCACAAAAAUAGCAAUGGCACCGAUUCGCCAGGUUCCUCCCUCACUUAACACACCAGAUUACACUCACUGGAAUUCUAAUCACCGUCAUUUGUCACCCAUCAUCACCGCACCACUAUUUAUGUUGGUUUGAGAAAGCCAACAUACUGUUGUUGCACUUAAACUUUUUUUUAUUCUUCUUUUUCUUCUGAGCUACAAAAUUUCUAACUUUAACUCCUCCUAGAGCUGUCAAGCUACAGCCACCAAACUUUGCACAGACUCUGGGCCCUAUUUUAACGAUCUGAAACGCAAGUAUGAAGCGCAAAGCGCAAGUGAGUUUGUGGGCGGAUCUUGGGCGCUGUUGCUAUUUUCCCGGCGUGAGAAAUAACUCUUGCGCCGGGCGCAAAUCAAUAAGAGGUUGGUCUGAAGUAGGUUCAUUAUUCAUAGGUGUGGUUUGGGCGUAACGUCAAAUAAACCAAUCAGAACGCUAUCCAACAUUCCCUUUAAACGCAAGGGCGCAAGUUCCAUGGCGGGUUGCUUUUAUUAUGACGGAUUUACCAGGCUUACGCCAGCAGCGGUUUACAGCCGAGGAGACCCACGUUCUUGUAAGAGCAGUCAAAGACAGAGAAGUUGUUUUGUAUGGGGAUAGGAGAAACUCGCCCAAAUCAGCGUAGGUUAAACAGGCGUGAGAGGAAAUAGCCACAGUCUCCUCAGCUGGCAUCCUUGUUGUGCCAAGCGCUACAAUGAUGUCAGGAGACGGGGGAAUCCCAAGCUUGCCAACAUAAAUCGGGCACGCCGUGUAACGGGAGGUGGAUCUGCCUCUACACAGAACCUGACGCCAGCAGAGGACAUCGCUGCGUCCACCCUCACCGCUGAAAGGGUUUGGGGGCUUUGAAAUCGGACCCAAGAAACGCAAGCAAGGUCCAACCCUAAAGUACUCUUACAAAUCUAGUUCAUAUACAUUAAGGUUUCUUAUGAAAACAUUUUAAUUAUUAUUUACUUAAAAUAAACGUAAUACAGCCACACAACAAACUUAUGAAAAUAUUUUAAUCGUUAUUUGCAUGAGAAUUUUUUAACGCAGCCACACAAUAAAUAAAAACUAUCACCACAAUGCUCACCACAAUGAUCCUUAUCUCGUGUAUUAAUAUUUUUUAGUGUAACAAUUUAUGAUUUGCAAAAAUAACUGUUGCAUCUGUGUAGAUUAGAUGCAAAGUGUAUGCGCGUUGUGCACGCUAUACAUUAUGGUCAAGCAUGCGCCCUUAAAAUAGCAUAAUGAACAACGCGCAACAAGCCACUGACUUUAAACUUUUUUUUUCUGGUCAGUGGCGCAAUUGUUUUUUGAAACUGCAAAAUAGCACCAGGGAUGGUUUGCGCCGGAACACGCCUCCUUUUUUGCGCUGAACCGCCCAGGGAGCGCAAGUUCAUUCCCUAGUUUGCCGACGUGCGUCUGUGGAGGGAAAAAACGCUGUGCGCCGGUGCAAAAUACGAAUGAUACAUGCGUCACUGACAAAGUCAAUUGCGCUGGCUGCAAGAUAGGGCCUCUUGAGUCUAAUCUGACUUGAGUUGCUUUAUCUUUUCUAAGGGAUCGGACUUACUGUUCUCCUAAACUGUCCGAUCAAGCAUCCCAAAAAAGGUCCCAUAGACUUACACUCAUAGAAUGUUUAGGCUGAGUGUUUAUUUUUAAAUUCUAACUUUCAACUCUCAUACAUACAAAUACAUUACAUCAUCAUCUCUCAAUCUCUCUCAGUCUCACAAAACUCACUCAAUAGCACAAACACACACAACUACACACACACACAAUAUUACACACACACAAACACACACACAAUAUUACACACACAAACACAUUAUUACACACACACAAACAUACUCACACAAACACACACAUAAAUCCCCCAAAUGCCCCAUUCUGUCCCAACUGCCAUAUUCUGCCCCGAAUGCCCCAUUCUGCCACAAUGGCCCUAUUCUGCCCCAGAUGCCCCAACCGCCCCAUUCUGCCACAAUUGCCCUAUUCUGCCCCAGAUGCCCCAACUGCCCAAUUCUGCCCCAACUGCCCAAUUCUGCCCCAACUGGCCCAUUCUGCCCCAUAUGCCCCAACUGCCACAUUCUGCCCCAACUGCCCUAUUCUGCCCCAAAUGCUCCAUUCUGCCCCAACUGCCCUGAAUGCCCCAACUGCCCUGAAUGCCCCAACUGCCCUGAAUGCCCCCAACUGCCCUGAAUGCCCCAACUGCCAUAAAUGCCCCAACUGCCCCAUUCUGCCCCAACUGCCCCAUUCUGCCCCAAAAUGCGCCAUCUGCCCCAAACACCCAUUUCUGCCCCAAACACCCAAAUGCCCCAUUCUGCCCCAAAUGCCCCAUUGCCCCAAAUGCUCCAUUCUGCCCCAAACGCCCCAUUCUGCCCCAAACGCCCCAUUCUGCCCCAACUGCCAUGAAUGCCCCAACUGCCCUGAAUGCCCCAACUGCCCUGAA